UUAAUUUCCUUUAAUUUUGUUGUGAAACAUUUUUAGUCCAUCACCAUCUUUUACUAAAUCAAGUCAAUUCUUCUUCAACCCACAACUUGUUUUAGAAGCCGCCUAAAAAAACAUCAUUAGACGACAAAACAAAAAACUUAACACUUUCUCUUUCCUCUUCUACCUUUCAAACGUAUGUGUCUGCUCUAAAAACCUUUCGCCAUUUUCUCAUUAUUUUAACUUUCAAUUUUUUCUCAAAUUAUUCAAAAUCGUAUUAUCUUUUGAUACAAUUAACAAAGCAUAUCAUCUCGUUUCCUUGACUUUCCAUUCUGAAUGGAGAGAGAAGGAAACGAUUGUGAUUUGGGAGGUGAAAAAUCUCUCCCAACUGCAUUUUUGGAUGGUAAAGCAUCCAUUUUUAACUCAACCCUUUUGUUGGAUCAUGUUGGAGAGGUUAUUCUUACCUUAUCUUCAGAUGGGUUGUCUUGGCAAUCGUUGGAGCCGGCGGAAAAUGAUGUUUCAUAUUGUUUAGGCUUUAAAUAUGUUCCCAAGAUUCCUAAUGAGAUCAAACUUUCGGACAUAUAUGCUGUUGAGUUGAUCGAUAACAGUUUGUUUCAUAUGUCAAAUCUCCCUCGUUCCACUGAACCUGCACUUUUGGUUCAUGACAUAAAGAUCUACCACUUUAUUGUGCAUGGUUUUAUAAGGAGCAACAAACAACCUUCACAGUGGAUCCUCACCGAAUAUACUUUUGGUCAUAAAAAUUUGCAAACAUGUGAAAUGUGGGUAAAUCAACUUCAUUCAUGUUUGAAGCUUCAAGUUGAAAGACCACGAAAUCUUCUGGUUUUUGUUCAUCCAAGGAGUGGGAAAAGUAAUGGCUGUAGAAACUGGGAAUCUGUGGCUCCUAUAUUCUCACGCGCUAAAGUAGAAACAAAGGUGAUUGUGACCGAGAGAGCAGGACAAGCAUUUGAUAUGAUGUCAUCUAUGACAAAUAAGGAGCUUAGCUCGUAUGAUGGUGUUAUAGCCGUUGGUGGUGAUGGAUUUUUCAAUGAAAUCCUUAAUGGGUUUCUUUCUCCCAGGCUUAAAGCUCCCUACCCACCAACUCCUCCAGAUUUUGCUCAUUUGGCUAAAGAUAAAGGUGAUUCCUUGAUUGGCGGUGAGAAUGAAAUAUUAGAAGAGACUUCAAAUCAAAGUGAGGACCAGCUUCCUCUGAUUUCAAGUCCAGACCAAUCUCAGUAUAGACUAACAAAUUUGAAUUCUGAAGAUAAGGCUCCUGAGUUUCCUGUUCCUAAUCAAUGGUUUAGAUUUGGGAUCAUUCCUUCAGGUUCAACCGAUGCCAUUGUGAUAUGUACAACUGGAACUCGAGAUCCUAUAACUUCUGCAUUGCAUAUUGUCCUUGGUAAAAGGGUGCACCUUGACAUAGCUCAAGUUGUGCGAUGGAAAAAAACUGCUAGAUCCGAGGUUGAACCUCUUGUGCGCUAUGCAGCUUCCUUUUCAGGGUAUGGAUUUUAUGGUGAUGUUAUCACAGAGAGUGAGAAGUAUCGCUGGAUGGGUCCCAAACGUUACGAUUAUGCUGGAACUAUGGUAUUUUUAAGGCACAGGUCAUAUGAGGCAGAAAUAUCAUACCUAGAUGUUGAACCAGAGGAAACCAAUCUGACUUCCAAAAGGAAUCGGCAAAGUAGCCUGUUUAGGGGAUCAAAAGCUCCACGCAAAUCAGAAAGAUGUAUCUGCCGUAUUAAUUGUGAAGUUUGUAACGAAAAGCCAGAGAAUGCAGCCACUGAAAUCUGCAGCCUAACACCUCAUUUAUAUUCAGAUAAGAAAAGAUGGGCGAAAACCAAAGGACGGUUUAUUAGUGUUGGAGCUGCGGUAAUCUCUUGUAGAAAUGAAAAAGCACCUGAUGGUUUGGUUGCUGAUGCACACCUUUCAGAUGGUUUCCUUCAUCUCAUAAUGAUUAAAGAAUGUCCUCAUGCUUCUUAUUUAUGGCACCUAACUCAACUUACAAGAAAAGGGGGAAGCCCUUUGAAUUUUAAGUUUGUUGAACAUCACAAGACCCCUGCAUUUACUUUCACUUCUUCUGGCAAUGAGAGUGUAUGGAAUGUCGAUGGUGAGAUGUUUCAGGCACACCAACUCUCUGCUCAAGUGUUCCGCGGUCUCGUAUGCAUGUUUGCAACUGGCCCUGAAGUUUGAAUGUGUUUUGGCCGUGGUAUUAAAUGGAACAAUGAUAAAGCUUAUUUAGCACCAACUACCUAGAACUUUUGUGUGUAUAUAUAUAAAUGUAUACAUCUGUAGCAAUGCCUAAAUUUUCCAUUAAGUGGAAGAUUUGGAGGACCUCUAUAGCCAUGUUUAGGACUUGUAGGCAUGGAGGGAAAACUUUGCUACAUUUGAGUAUGUAUAUUUAAUCAUUGGUUCAUGAUGAUUUUAUGUUUUUAUAAGAUGAAUUCUUAUAUCAUGAGGAUCAAGUGCAAGUCACCUUAAUAUUGGGUCAGGGUGGGAGCAUGUGAUCUUUUAUAUAUGUAGAAAAGUCAUAAUAUAUGUAACUGAUGCUGUAUUUUUAAUGAAUACAUACAGAUGACAACUAGCAAGUUAAUGCA
Messenger RNA from Trifolium pratense (red clover), 2564 nucleotides. RefSeq names its product ceramide kinase. Lineage: Eukaryota; Viridiplantae; Streptophyta; Magnoliopsida; Fabales; Fabaceae. The transcript has 12 exons. The coding region runs from base 313 to 2160 and encodes 615 amino acids. Gene Ontology annotation, molecular function: kinase activity. The record is from RefSeq and is a predicted model, not a curated record.